GCUACCAGGAGUACCGGGCGUUGUAUUCUGUUGCCGGCCGUUUGGCAGCAGCACCCGGCCCGCCCCGACCCCGUCUUUGCGAGGCGUGCGGCCCCGCCGGCUGCCCCCGCCUGCAGGGACCGGUGCCGCCCCGGAGGGGCCGGGGCCGGGCAAGCUUUGGCGAGGUCGGGCGCUCGGGGGCAGGCCGGGCUCCGCGGCAGGGACGGCGUGACGAGAGGGCCGGGCUCGGCGCAGGCCGGGCCGGCGGGGACCAGCGGGGUGGCCGCGGCGGGCGACGGUUGCCGGGGCGGCGGGGGCGGGCUGUCCGCCGGAAGCACCGGCGGCGGCGGCGGAGGAUGGAGGCUGAGCCGGAGCGAGCGGAGGCGCCGCGGCGGGGGGGCGCCGCCGCCGGGGUGCUAAAGAUGGGCCGCCGAGCCCGCCAGGACGAAAAUCUCAGCAGGAAGAAUUCCCUGUCUGCUUCUCUCGGAGAGGAUGAAGACCCUGAGGAAAAGGUUGACCAUGGUCCACCACCUAAACCUCCACGCCGGCAAGGAGGCUGGGCAGAUGAUCCUGUACUGGCAGCUACCAAGUCAGGAAGAAAGCAUGCAGAAGAAGUAGAAGACCAUCGUCUCAGACAGCAGAGCCUGGAGGCAUCAGAUGAUGGAGGAGACAUUCCCGUGAUCCCUGACUUGGAGGAAGUCCAGGAGGAAGACCUGGCCAUGCAAGUGGCAGCUCCUCCCAGUGUGCAGGUGAACCGAGUGCUGACGUACCAUGACCUGGACAAAGAUCUGAUGAAGUAUGCUGCCUUUCAGACUCUGGAUGGAGAGGUUGACCUGAAGCUUCUCACCAAAGUUUUGGCUCCAGAGCAUGAACUACGAGAGGAUGAUGUCAGCUGGAAUUGGGACCAUGUCUUCACAGAGGUGUCCUCAGAACUAGUGACUGAGUGGGACCUGGGACAGUCUGAGAGAGAGGAUCACCUCAGUCUGCCCUAGAGCACUGGCACACCAGACAUCUCAUACAUGCAUUCCCUGUAAAUAGGUUCACACUUCAAUUUUUUUUAUUCACUUGUUUGUAUUUGAGAAUUUAUUUCAGACAUGAAAAUAAAUAGGAACUUUCUUUGUAAGAAAACUGA
This is a messenger RNA of Chroicocephalus ridibundus (black-headed gull), 1111 nucleotides long. It is a transcript of the gene IFT43, whose product is annotated as intraflagellar transport 43. Gene Ontology annotation, biological process: intraciliary retrograde transport. NCBI's taxonomy places the organism in Eukaryota, Metazoa, Chordata, Aves, Charadriiformes, Laridae. The coding region runs from base 336 to 971 and encodes 211 amino acids. The transcript is spliced from 10 exons. Gene Ontology annotation, cellular component: cilium; intraciliary transport particle A. The record is from RefSeq and is a predicted model, not a curated record.